CAGCACAUCACUACAACAAAAGACAAAUUUUCAUUUGUUUUUAAUGUUUUACACAAAUAUAAAUAAGUGUAUGGAAUAAGCCACGCGUUCAAUAGCCAAUAACAUUGCAAAUAAAGCAACAAAUAUCCUAGUCAAUUUAUACAAUAUAGUAGUUUAGCAAGGUUAUCAUUUGCAAAGAUGUUUAUCUAAAAAAAAUCGAACGAAUUGAUUAAGUAUUACAAAAUUACAUUGAAUAGUUGCUAAGUAAACGCGUUUACUCGAGCAAUGGUUUCGGCAAUACACAAACGCCUGGGGGCUUUAUUUAUCGUGUUAAUAUUUUUGUACCUCUACAUGCGCUUUUUUACGAAUUAUGUUGACUUUACCUAUUUCCACCAAACCCAUGAACGCACAGCCGGAACGCCCUUAUUAGUGACGGUGUAUUACGAGGCACUAUGUGGUGAUUCUAAGCAUUUUAUAAUCAGGCAAUUGUUACCAGCUUUUAAGCAAGCUGAGCCACUUAUGGAAAUUCAAAUGAUACCUUAUGGCAAGGCAAAAACUUUCACGGAACCAGAUGGCACAUAUCGUUUUGAAUGUCAACAUGGAAGUGUCGAAUGCGAAGGAAAUAUGUAUCAUGCAUGUGCUAUUGAAGCGAUUGAAAGUACAAAGGAUCGACUUAAUGUUAUUGCUUGUAUGAUACGUGAUAAUAGAGCGCCCAAGGAAGCUAUGCAUAAGUGCUCCCGUCAAUAUGGCAUUGAAAAUACUGAUCUCAUACAGAAAUGUUUCAAUAGCAGCCAUGGCGGAGAAUUGCUAAAACUCUACGGUGAAGCUACGGAGGCACUUCGGCCGCCAGUUAAAUUCAUACCUACUAUAACACUAGAUGGAUCCCAAUUUCGACAGGCAACUAUUCUAAAAGAUCUACUAGGUGAAGUUUGCAGAACUCUUGGGGAGACAGAGCAAACGAAAAAGUAUUGCAUUUCAUAAAAUAGCGCGGUGGAAAACUUCCUAAAGAAUAAACGUGCAUAUUUUAUUACCACAUAAAGGCCAGAAAUAUGUGUAAGCCACCUUGUCACGAUUACUAAGACAUUAUUGCAUUUCAACAAAUUUCUCAAUAUCUACUUUCCAAUAUUGAGGUGUAUUAGUGCAAGAAAUCCUCAGCCUGCACAAAACAAACCAUUUUAAAAAUUUUAGUCAUAGAUGUACAUACAUACGUAACCCAAUUGCAUACUCAUUAAAGUGACAAAUGUAAAUACAUACAUGCGGAAUUAUUAUAAAAAUUCAUAUAUAUAUAUUUUUCAGAUAUACAAGUGCCGUGUAAAGCAUUUUAUUUGAGAGAAAUUGAAUAAAGUAAAGCAUUUAGUUACGUUUGUGAA
Messenger RNA from Rhagoletis pomonella (apple maggot), 1349 nucleotides. Its product is annotated as gamma-interferon-inducible lysosomal thiol reductase. Lineage: Eukaryota; Metazoa; Arthropoda; Insecta; Diptera; Tephritidae. The transcript has 3 exons. The record is from RefSeq and is a predicted model, not a curated record. Bases 265 to 960 code for a protein of 231 amino acids. Gene Ontology annotation, molecular function: oxidoreductase activity, acting on a sulfur group of donors, disulfide as acceptor.